Pieris rapae (cabbage white) is the source of this 581-nucleotide messenger RNA. Its product is annotated as histone H2B. Lineage: Eukaryota; Metazoa; Arthropoda; Insecta; Lepidoptera; Pieridae. The coding region runs from base 60 to 434 and encodes 124 amino acids. Gene Ontology annotation, cellular component: nucleosome. The transcript has a single exon. The record is from RefSeq and is a predicted model, not a curated record. Gene Ontology annotation, molecular function: protein heterodimerization activity; structural constituent of chromatin; DNA binding.
GUCUAGUGUCUCUCGUUGUUGUCGAUACAUAGUUUGUGACUGCCUAUCUAUCGUUCACUAUGCCACCAAAGACCAGCGGCAAGGCGGCCAAGAAGUCCGGCAAGGCGCAGAAGAACAUAUCCAAAUCGGACAAAAAGAAAAAGAAGCACAAGAGGAAGGAGAGCUACGCCAUUUACAUCUACAAGGUACUGAAGCAGGUGCAUCCCGACACCGGUAUCUCUUCGAAGGCGAUGUCAAUCAUGAACUCGUUCGUGAACGACAUCUUCGAGAGGAUCGCGGCGGAGGCGUCCCGUCUCGCACACUACAACAAGCGUUCGACGAUCACGUCCCGCGAGGUGCAGACCUCCGUGAGGCUCCUGCUGCCCGGCGAGCUCGCCAAGCACGCCGUCAGCGAGGGCACCAAGGCCGUCACCAAGUACACCAGCUCCAAGUGAGCGUCGCGGCGCGGUGGGACAACGGCGGCGGCGGCGUAGGACCAGCACCAUCGUCUCGGCGCCGGCGAUUUCUCUCUUAUAUUAUUAUACGUAAUGAAAGUAUAAUGAGAGCGAUUGACUAUGAUCAUCAUCAUCAUAAAAACGGCC